Molecule: messenger RNA, 1730 nt
Organism: Cadophora gregata
Lineage: Eukaryota; Fungi; Ascomycota; Leotiomycetes; Helotiales; Ploettnerulaceae
Exons: 1
Coding region: 240-1481 (413 amino acids)
Source: RefSeq, a predicted model, not a curated record
GGCUGGAUCGUCGUCACAUCGAGGCGCAGGGUGGGCCAAAUGCAGUUUAUGUAAGCAAAUGCAGGCCAGGGGUCGUUGUGUGUUGGCAGGGAUUAGGGACAUGCAUACCUUAGGUUGCGCGGACCAUAUGGAUUACUGAGAGGAACAGCCUCGAGCUUCAACUUCAACUUCAAGGUCAAGCACCGGAAGCAAGAGAGCGAGGGAUUGAGCCAAAUCCAGCACUUGAACCUCCAUCAAUCAUGUCUAGACGUGCUCUCCGCCCACGAGCAGAUGUAUGCCAUCUAUGCGAAUUCAUAACCGGCCGCCAAUCACGUCCAUCGCCAUUGCUUCGCCAGUUACUUCGAAAAAGUACACCAUCUGCCCGCGCCUUUUCAACAAGUCGAGCGCUCCUCCAGAAUUCGCAGAAUCCUCAACCAAAGCCGACUGCUGCCAAAGUCUCGCCAGCAUCAACGGGGAAUACUGGCGAUAUUACAGAAGCACAGUUGGAGAAGAGGCUGCAAUCUGUGAGGGUGACCUGCAACACAUUGCUCAUGCAGAAGAGCAUACCGUCAGAAAAUGAGACGCUUAUUGUGUUGGACGGAUGCAAAGCCACGGCCGACUUACUCGUCCAAGACCAGCAAAAUUCGAACAAGAAGAAUGGUGCUGCUUCAGCCCUUCUCUCUCUAGAUGAGGCCAGCGCAAAGAAGAUUCCAGUUCCCAAACUUCCUCUCAAAGUGCAGCGAAUAGUGGACCAAUUAUCAAGUCUUGCAUAUUCCAUCGUCAAAUUCCCCCCGGUCUUCAUUUCGCCCGAAGUUCUGAGCCUCUAUGUUGCAAUUCAGUCUACUCUAGGUAAACCAGAAACUUUCCCGGAGGUCUUCCGACUGUACGCAAAUAAACCAUUCCCAAAAGAAGGUUCAGACCCAAUCACUUACUCCAAGCCAAAUCCAAACAAGUCGGCAAAUGCGAUUCCGCUUCAAGUUGCAGAUCAAGCAUUAAAGGCGGCUAUUGAUGCGAAACAAUUGGUCGUGGCUAUGGAGAUUAUCGAGACCUCGUACACAACGAAAGCAGCACAUCGUGCCAAGUUCAUCCGGAAGGCCCUUCUGCCAGCUACAGGUCUUGCUGUAGCUCCUAUUGCAGCAUAUACAGUUGCUUCACAACUUGCUGUUCUCCAGACGACGAUGGACACGGCCAUGGCGACCAAUGUCGCAUUUGCUGGAAUAUUAGCGUAUGUUGGCUUCACUGCUACUGUCGGAGUCGUUGCGGUUACGACCGCGAAUGACCAAAUGGAUCGCGUAACGUGGGCUCAAGGAGUGCCACUAAGACAGCGAUGGAUACGGGAAGAGGAGCGGUCUGCGAUCGAUAAAGUUGCGGGAGCUUGGGGGUUUCGGGAGGUCUGGAGGCGAGGUGAAGAAGAGGGUGAAGAUUGGGACGCUUUACGAGAAUGGAUUGGCAGGAAAUCGAUGAUGUUAGAUCGGGUGGAACUCAUGGAAGGAAUGGAGUAGCUGGCGGAAAUACCUGCUCAGUAAUUUGGCAUUGGUCAAAACAGGUUAUACACCACCAGUAAACGCAGUUUUACGCUAAAUUAAGCUGUAGCUGAGUCUAAUAAGAGCUUCUUUGAGAAGUUUACAUAUAAUUUCAAAAACUUAAAGCGUACCACUUGUCUAUCGAUAUUAUCGAGGUGGGAUGAACUUGGAAGCCGAAUUUGAUAGAACUACCAAAUCGAUAAGUGAAGGUUGACAGGGGUUCUCGGC